Sclerotinia sclerotiorum 1980 UF-70 is the source of this 1470-nucleotide messenger RNA. RefSeq lists its product with no specific name. Lineage: Eukaryota; Fungi; Ascomycota; Leotiomycetes; Helotiales; Sclerotiniaceae. The record is from RefSeq and is a predicted model, not a curated record. The transcript has 4 exons. The coding region runs from base 1 to 1470 and encodes 489 amino acids.
AUGGAAGAGAAGAGGAGGGCUAUUCGACAAAAGACCUCCGACUUAUCUUCUAUUUCUCUAAAUUACAAAACUAUACACAAUGUCCUUACUAUCUGUCUAACAUCUUUGGCGACUAUUGAUGGUAUAAUUCUUGGCGUGAUGGAAGGCAGAAAUCAGAACAAGGGUGCGGUGACUUCACGAUUUGGCCCAAAUCCAGAUGAGCCUUUGAUGUCAAUCGAGGGAAGAGAUACAGGGUCAUCAGAUGAUGCAUCGGCUCCAAUGCCUCCUGCCAGAGAAUGGAGUCAGCAGCGCGGUGGAUUGAUUGGAAGCCGUCAUCAUAGAACUUCAAGCACAACACAUAUUCCAACACAGCUUGCUAGAGAACAAAGAGGCUCGGGCUCGGGCUACUCUGCAUCCCUUAGUCUAGGUUCACGAAAUCCCCGAGGCCAACAGCAACUGUCUAGUGGUCCUGUACCUGAUGCACUAAAUCCCAAUGACAAUUCAAACUACCCUACUCAGCUGCCACCAAAUCUAAGACAACGUGCUCAGAUGCAAUUGGGCUUAUCUGCUGCAAGGGGCAUGGUAUUACCAGCAGAAUCACUUGCAUCAAAGGGCACAGCGAUUGGGUCAAGUAUUACUACUCAAAGCCCAUUUGGUGUUUUAGUUCCGGAUCCUGUCUCCUCCAGUCAACAACUCAAAGCGACACGCGCAAGCCGUGGAGUAACAUUUAGCCUCGCGAAAAAUGCGUCUGUGAGGCUUAAUCCGUUUAGAAAGGUCGUCCCAGCCACAGUCAAGCUGGUAGCUGACAAUGGUCAAUUAUGGAAGUACAAGUACCCAGGAGCUCGGCGCGAUUCAAAGUCGGAAUUAAGCGGAAAUGUCACUAUUGCACGGCUUAAUGACUGGGCAAACUCUAUCCUACGUCGAAGACUCCCCGAUAAUUUCCCUGCCGCUGCUAGGGAGGGCUCAUCCUCUACUCCACCUAAGCCAAAAGCAGAUAAAUGGACAGAAUGGGAAAGAGCAUACUUAGAGGCGCAUAUCAUGGACGCUGUGAAGGCAAAAAAGACUAAACUUGACGAAGAAGACUGGCAGCUUAUUGCAGACGCCCAGAGUGAGGAGUUCUUCCACCACAAAAGGCUGCCCGGCUUGCCUUUGGCCCAUUUGACAUCAUGCACUCUCACCAUCGACAACGUUCCCGUGAUUAGAGCUGGUGGAUUCACGAAGAUAGAGGGAUACUUUCCAAAGCGCUCAAGCUCUGAAAUUCAGAGUAUACUCUAUCAUUGGCCUGAUAUCCAAGAAAAAAUCAAGGAGGAGAUCAGGAAAAAUCAUGGAAAGACUCCAGAAUAUCUAGACUGUGGUACUGAUCUCAGUGACUCUGAAACGACUUCAGAUGAUGAGAAUGGAGAGAAUGAUACAAAUAUGGUUGACAGUGAUGCAAGUGAGCUUGUCAAUGAGGGGCCAAACAAUCCUGAUAGCCCGCUAAACGAGGAAUAG